AUGUCUAAGUCAGAUGAUGUCCUGCUGAGAAUCAUUGAGGGUCAUAAAGCCACCCUGAAAAAGAAGUAUGAGUGUUUGUUUGAAGGUGUCGCACUGAAAGAAAACCAAACCCUCCUCAACAGCAUUUACACAGAGCUCUACAUCACAGAGGGAGAGAGUGAAGGAGUGAAUGAGAAACAUGAGGUUUUACAGAUUGAAACAGCAUCCAGGAAAUGGGUUUCUCAAGACAAACCAAUCAGCUGCAAUGACAUAUUCAAAUCCUUUUCAACCAACAGACCUAACAGAACUGUACUCACCAAGGGCAUCGCUGGAAUUGGAAAAACAGUCUCUGUGCAGAAGUUCAUUCUGGACUGGGCAGAAGGAAGGACCAAUCAGGACAUUGAGUUCAUGUUGGUUCUUCCUUUUAGAGAACUGAACUUGGUUAAAGAUGAACAGUUCAGUCUUUAUGGACUCCUGCUAGAGUUUCACCCAGAGCUGAAAGACUUGGAUCCAAAGAAAUAUAAUGACUGUAAAAUGCUGUUCAUCUUUGAUGGUUUUGACGAGAGUCGACUUCAGUUGAAUAUUCCUGAGAAGCUGUGUGAUGUGACCACAACAUCAUCAGUGAAUAUACUGAUAUCAAACCUCAUCAAAGGAAAUCUUCUUCCCUCUGCACUCAUCUGGAUAACCUCCAGACCAGCAGCAGCCAGUCAGAUCCCCUCUCAGUUCAUCAGUCGUGUGACAGAAGUCCAAGGAUUCAGUGAUUCACAGAAAGAGGAAUACUUCAGAAAAAGAGUCAGUGAUGAGAGUCAAGCCAACAGAAUCAUCUCACACAUCAAGACAUCAGUGAGUCUCCACAUCAUGUGUCACAUCCCAGUGUUCUGUUGGAUUUCAGCCACUGUGCUUCAGGAAAUGCUGCGUCGAGACAAUGUUAAAGAGAUCCCUAAAACUCUGACUGAGAUGUACACACACUUCCUGCUCAUUCAGACUAAAAUGAAGAAGCAGAAAUAUGAGGAGAGAGUUGAGACAGACUCAAAGAAUCCUCUGGAAUCAAGCAAGGAGAUCUUUCUGAAACUUGCUAAGCUGGCUUUUAAUCAGUUGCUGAGGGGCAAUGUCAUGUUUUAUGAAGAGGAUGUGAGAGAAUGUGGCAUUGAUGUGAGUGAGGCCACAGUGUACUCUGGGAUUUGUACUGAGAUCUUUAAGGAGGAAUCUGUGCUUCGUCAGAAGAAGGUCUACUGCUUUGUACAUCUGAGUGUUCAAGAGUUCUUUGCUGCUCUCUAUGUGUUUAUCUGCUAUGUAAACAAGAAUAUGAAGGCACUGGAGUAUUUUCUGCUAGAAGAGGCCAGAUUACUACCUACCAAAUCUAUGAGACAGAGGGCUUUUCUGCCAAGACAGACCAGAAGGGUACCAAAAAAUGUUCCCCUGGAUGAGUUGCUGAAGAAAGCUUUGGAUAAAUCUUUGAAGAGUAAGGAUGGACAUCUCGAUCUGUUUGUCCGCUUCCUUCAUGGCAUCUCACUGGAGUCCAACCAGAAACUCUUACAAGGCCUGCUGACACACACACACAACAACCAGGAGAGCAUCAAGAAAAUAAGUCGUUACAUCAAAGGGUUAAAUAAAGAUGGUGUCCCACCUGAGAGAUGGAUCAAUCUACUGCACUGCCUGACUGAAAUGAAUGAUCGCUCUCUCCAUGAAGAAAUUCAAGCUUUUGUCAAGUCUGAAAAUUACACAACUGAACUCUCACUUGCACACUGCACAGCACUGGCCUACAUGUUUCUGAUGUCAGAGGAGGUGCUGGAUGAGUUUGACCUGAUGAAAUACAAGACAUCAGAUGAGGGUCGUAGGAGACUGCUCCCAGCUGUGAGGUGCUGCAGAAAAUCUCUACUCAGGGACUAUAACCUCACUCAGCAGUCCUGUGAAACUAUCGCCUCAGCUCUGAAGUCAGUGAACUGCCCCCUGAGAGAACUGGACCUGAGUAACACUGGUCUUCAGGAUUCAGGAGUGACGAUGCUCUGUGCCGCACUAAAGAAUCCAAACUGUCAACUGGAAAUACUGAGACUUGCUCUCUGUAAACUCACUGAACAGUCCUGUUCAUCUAUAGCCACAGUUCUACAGUCAGUAAACUGUCCCCUGAGAGAACUGGACCUGAGUAACAAUGACCUUCAGGAUUCAGGAGUGAAGUUUCUCUGUGUGGGACUGAAGAAUCCACACUGUAAACUGGAGAUACUGAGACUCGCUCUCUGUAAACUCACUGAACAGUCCUGUUCAUCUAUAGCCUCAGUUCUACAGUCAGUAAACUGUCCCCUGAGAGAACUGGACCUGAGUAACAAUGACCUUCAGGAUUCAGGAGUGAAGUUUCUCUGUGUGGGACUGAAGAAUCCACACUGUAAACUGGAGAUACUGAGGUUGUCUGGUUGUUUAGUGACAGAUGAAGGUUGUUCUUCUCUGGCUUCAGCUCUGAGUUCAAACCCCUCACACCUGAGAGAACUGGAUCUGAGCUACAAUCACCCAGGAGACUCAGGAGUGAAGCGUCUCUCCACACAGAUGAACCAACACUGUCGACUUAAGUCAGUACAUGUGGACCAUGGAGGAGAAUUCAGGAUCAAACCAGGACUAAGAAAAUAUGUCUGUGAUCUCACACUGGACCCAAACACAGCACACACACACCUCUCUCUGUCUGAGGGGAACAGAAAGGUGACAUGUGUGAUAAAUAAUCAGUCGUAUCCUGAUCAUCCAGAGAGAUUUGAUGGCUGGUGUCAGGUCAUGUGUAGAGAGAGUCUGACUGGAUGCUGUUACUGGGAGACUGAGUGGAGUGGAGAUGAUGUUUAUAUAUCAGUGACAUAUAAAGGAAUCAGGAGGAAAGGAAACAGUGAUGACUGUGGGUUUGGACUCAAUGAAAAGUCCUGGAGUCUGUGUUACCAUGGUAACAGUUACUCUGUCCGUCACAAUAAACAGAGAACUGUCAUACCUCACCACCCCUCACACACACACAGAGUAGGAGUGUGUCUGGACUGGUCAUCUGGAAUUGUGUCCUUCUACAGCGUCUCCUCUGACACACACACACUCACACACUUACACACAUUCCACUGCACAUUCACUGAACCCCUCUAUGCAGGGUUCACUGCUGGUAUUGAUUCCUCAGUGUCUCUGUAUAAGCAUUUAGGCACUGUCUUCUGA
Molecule: messenger RNA, 3150 nt
Organism: Chanos chanos (milkfish)
Lineage: Eukaryota; Metazoa; Chordata; Actinopteri; Gonorynchiformes; Chanidae
Product: NACHT, LRR and PYD domains-containing protein 12-like
Exons: 9
Coding region: 1-3150 (1049 amino acids)
Molecular function (GO): protein binding
Source: RefSeq, a predicted model, not a curated record